CUAAGCCCAAUAUAACAAAUACUAGAUCCAAUUUUAAGUUCCAUCAAAGACAGUCCACUCUUAACAAAUACUAGGCCCACACUUAAAGACUUUUAAGUUUUAAGGUCAAUCAGGCAUGAGCUUUUCCCACUCUUAAGCUUUUCCCAAAUACGCUAGGGUUUUUUUUCCUUCAAACUUCUCUCUCUAGUCUCUAUCGCCAUUGAUACACUGGUGCGGUUGUGUCGAUGGAAGAAAAUGGAAGUAGGGUAAGCGAAGCCUGCGAAGGUGGGGGUUCAAAUGAUAGCAUACCUAACACUGAAUGUCUCAAUCCUGAUGAAGCUCCAAAGAAAAGAAAAGUCAUGCAACUUAGAUCUGAUGCUUGGAACCAUUUUGAGAAGUAUGAUGAUCCUAGUGGAGCUAAAAGAGCAAAAUGUAAGUAUUGUGAAAAAACUUAUGCAGCUGCUACGAAAGGUAUUGGUACUACAUCAAUGAACAAUCAUCUCACUAAGUGUCCCAAAAUGCCCCGUAAAAUAGAAAAUAGUCAAACACAACUAAGUUUUCUACCAGCUUCAAAUGGGGCAAAUGAAGGGGUGCUUACCACUUGAAAAUUUGAUCAAGCACUUAGUAGGAGAGCUUUAGUUCUAAUGAUAAUUUUAGAUGAACUGCCACUUAGUUUUGUUGAAAAGGAAGGAUUUAAGAAGUUUAUAGGAGUCACAAUACCUCAAUUUCAAAUUUCUUCUCGUAGAACAUUGACAAGAGAUUGUUAUAAACUUUAUUGUGAACAAAGACAAAGUUUGAAGAAGUACUUCAAUGAAGCACGUCCAAAAAUCUGUCUUACAACAGAUACUUAGACUUCUAUACAAAGAAUAAACUAUAUGUGUCUUACUGCUCACUUUAUUGACAGUGAUUGAAAAUUGCAUAAAAGGAUAAUAAACUUUUAUCCUAUCUCUAGUCAUAAGGGUAAUGAUAUGGCGGCGGUUAUUACUAAUUGCUUGCUUGAUUGGGGUUUGAAAAAUGUAUUUACUAUAACGGUAGAUAAUGCUAGUUCCAAUGAUGUCUCAAUAAGAGAAGUGCCUAAACAAUUGACUACUUGGGGAACUAAAAUAAUGAAUGGUAAACACCUGUAUGUUAGAUGUAUGGCUCACAUACUUAAUCUCAUUGUACAAGAUGGGUUGAAAGAAAUUGAUGUUUCUAUCAAGAGAGUUAGACAAGAUGUGAGAUACAUUAGACUAUUUCCCGCUAGGAUUAGAAAGUUUAAAGAAUAUUGUGAAUCUCAAAAGUUAACUUCCAAGAGAACAUUAUGCUUAGAUGUUUCUACUCGAUGGAACUCUACAUACAUGAUGUUAGACACAGCACAACAAUUUGAGCUUGCAUUUGAUAAAUAUAGUUUCUUUGAUACUGAAUUGUUGCAUCAUUUUCGUACCUAUCUAUGUGAAAAUGGAACUAGUGCAGGUGAUCUCACAAGUGCUGACUGGGAUAAUGUGAGAACAAUGGUAAAAUUUCUUGAAACUUUUUAUUUUCUUACUUUGAGGGUCUCUGGUUCUAUUUAUGUCACUUCCAAUGUAUAUUUUGUUCAAAUUUGUGAGCUUGAUCUUAUUUUGAAAGAGUGGAUGGAACAUGAAGAUGCUAGUUUGAAAGAAAUGGCAAAAAAAAUAAAAGAAAAAUUUGUCAAGUAUUGGGGUGAACCUGAAAAAAUGAACAAUAUGAUCAUUAUUGCAUCAAUUUUGGAUCCCUCUAACAAGCUUGACUAUGUUCCUUUUGCAAUUGUGAGGAUGUUUGGAGAAAAAGAAGGGGAGAAAUUGAUUUUAGAAGUGAAAAAUUAUAUAAAUUCUUUAUUUGAUUAUUAUGUAAAGAAAAUUUCAAAAGGAUCUACAUCUGCUUCAUCUGGAAACACAACAACUACUGUGACUGGUUAUGGUAGCUUUUUGAAAAGGGGAACAAUGAGAACGAAAUUGAAAUUUGAGAAAUAUAAGGAAGUGACAGGAGGUUUAGGUGCUAAAUCAGAGUUAGAUAGAUAUCUUGCUGAAGAUAUUGAGCCUGAAACGGAUGAGUUUAAAAUCUUAAAGUGGUGGAAAAUUAAUGAGCCUAGAUUUUCCAUUCUUGCGGAGAUGGCUCGUAAUGUGUUAGUCAUUCCUAUUUCAAGUGUUGCAUCAGAAUGUGCAUUCAGUACUGGAGGUCACAUUCUUGACUCGUUUAGGAGUUCGUUGACGCCUAAACUGGUGCAAUCUCUUAUUUGUCUUCAAGAUUGGCUUAGAAGUGAACCUAUUCCUAUUAAAGUUGAGGAAGACUUGGAAUAUCUAGAACAACUGAAACUUGGUAAUUAUUUUAUAUUUUGCAUUUAUUAUAUUACAAAUAGUUUACUUAACACUGAUGCAUGAUAAAGUUUUCUUCAAUAUUUUUCUUAGAUUUGGCUAAUUGUGCAAAAGAUUUCACUAUUAUUGACAUAUAGUUGCAACUUGUGGCAUGUGUAGCAAGUUGAUAACCUUCUGUAUAUUUGAUGAUAUAAUAUUGAUAUACUUUAUUAUAAAUCAAUUGUGUUUUUGACUU
Molecule: messenger RNA, 2526 nt
Organism: Nicotiana tabacum (common tobacco)
Lineage: Eukaryota; Viridiplantae; Streptophyta; Magnoliopsida; Solanales; Solanaceae
Product: zinc finger BED domain-containing protein RICESLEEPER 2-like
Molecular function (GO): DNA binding; protein dimerization activity
Source: RefSeq, a predicted model, not a curated record